Leptopilina heterotoma is the source of this 613-nucleotide messenger RNA. Its product is annotated as astakine-like. The transcript is spliced from 3 exons. NCBI's taxonomy places the organism in Eukaryota, Metazoa, Arthropoda, Insecta, Hymenoptera, Figitidae. Bases 150 to 497 code for a protein of 115 amino acids. The record is from RefSeq and is a predicted model, not a curated record.
CGUUAUUCUGUGGAAGGAGAAUUAAUCAUAUAGUUAAAACGAGUUAAGUACUUUCGUAUAUAUAUGAAACUCCAAGAUUGGACAAUCAUAUACUUCUCAGUUUUUGUUAAGUUCACCUCGCGCGCACAGAAUUCGAGAGAAGUGAAAUCAUGACGAGACAAAUAAUCUCAUCCAUUCUUGUCAUUGUGAUGACAGCAAUGGUUUUCUCAACUGCUCAACUCGAUAGGACGUGUAAAAGUAGUGAAGAAUGCCCUGCAGGAUAUUGUUGUACAUUGCAACCAACUAGAUACAGUAUUCCAACUUGUAGUCCAAUGAUUAAAGAAGGACUAGUUUGUAAGCCAUCGAUUAAUAUUAUCAAUACAACAUUAAGUUAUCCGAAUGGAAAUCAAUUGACAAUAUGGAAUGUCCAUUAUAUUAUGUGCCCUUGCGAAGAUGGUUUAGUCUGCGAUCGUAGAGCAGGUGGAAUAUGCAAAAGCGUCAGCAGCAACGAAGUCUGAAAAAAAAGUCCCAAACAAUAUUUCUUUAUGUAUAUAAAUAUGAUAAAUAUUUAAAUUUAUUUCCAAAGUUUUAAAUAUAAGUUUAUAAAAAUAAAUAAAUUACUAUUAUUAUUACA